Salvelinus fontinalis (brook trout) is the source of this 2284-nucleotide messenger RNA. Its product is annotated as periplakin-like. NCBI's taxonomy places the organism in Eukaryota, Metazoa, Chordata, Actinopteri, Salmoniformes, Salmonidae. Gene Ontology annotation, biological process: intermediate filament cytoskeleton organization; wound healing. The transcript has 17 exons. The annotation marks the transcript as partial. Gene Ontology annotation, cellular component: membrane; intermediate filament; cytoplasm. The record is from RefSeq and is a predicted model, not a curated record. Gene Ontology annotation, molecular function: cadherin binding; structural molecule activity.
GGCGCCCUCCUCUGAGCUGUCUGCUCUGAUUGAGAAGCUGCAGAAGAAUGCUGACAAGGUGGAGAAGCUCAUCCUUGAGACGGAGCAGAACCUCAACAAGGAUGUGAGUAAGAUCAACGAGGGCAAGCAGCCUCUGUACCAGGACGACACCAACAAGCGCAUCCUGAGCUCUCUGGAGCUGCUGGAAGGCCUGGAUGAGGACGCCGUCGACGCAAAACGCCUGCAGCACCCCCAGGCUGAGAUGAUUGAACAGGAUAUGAAGCAGCUGAGAGUGAGACUAAGGAAGCUGAGAGAGGACCACGACCGCAUCUACCACCUGACCCGCUCUGAGGGCAUGCCGAGCGUCAACUGGGGCAGGAUCAUAGAGGAGAAACAGGGCAACCUGAGCAACAAGGGUUUUGGUCAGGACCUGCCGACCAUCGAGAACGAGGUGGAGGAACACAACAUCUUUCACAGUGAGGUGGAGGCCCUGGCCCCUCACAUCUCCGCCAGCGACGACAAGGACUCUGCCAGUGCCCUCCAGCUGAAGUACAACAAGCUCCUGGCCAGUUCCAGUGCUCGACAGCGCCACCUGUUGAGCCUGCGUGACUACAUGCAGCGCUGCACUAAUGAGCUGUACUGGAUGGACCAGCAGGCAGGGGAGAGGAUCAACUAUGACUGGAGCGAUACUAACCUGGACUACCCUGCACGUCACAGACAGUAUGAGAACUUCAUCAGUAAGUGUCUGGAGUCCAAGGAGGCCACUGUCACCAAGCUGAAUGAUGAUGGAGAUAAACUCAUCGCUUCCAACCAUCCUGGCAAGAAUGUUAUUGAGGCUCAUAUGGAGGCUGUGCAUGCGGACUGGAAGGAGUACCUGAACCUGCUCAUCUGUGAGGAGAACCACCUGAAACACAUGGACGAGUACCACAAGUUCCACAAAGAGGCCCGGGACACCCAGGACCUUCUGAAGAGAAUGGACAAAGAGGUGGACCAGAAGUACAAACCAGAGUUCAAGGACAUGUACCAGAUGGAGAGCCUCAUCAGAGACCUGGACGACCAGGCGAAGGCCAUGGACCACUUUGAUGAGCGUGUGAAGGCUCUGGAGAAGCGCAGUCUACAGGUUCUCCCCCUCCAGUUCCGCAGGAACACCCCUCAGAAGCUGCUCCCCGUCGAGGCGCUGUGUGAGUUCGACACUGACGAGGGUCAGAUCCUGCGUGGAGAGAGGUACACCCUCCUGAGUAACAAGGGGCCCAAGUGGGAGGUGAAGGACGCGGCCGGGCGUAAACUGACGGCUCCAGGGGCCUGCUUCAUGGUCCCCCCCACAGACCCAGAGUCUGUCGCCGUCUCCAACGGUCUGGCCAGCCAGCAGAAGGGUAUUAAGAUGAAGGUGUCUGGCAGUAAGACCACCCUGGUCAAACGCCUGGAGGAACUGAAGAAAGACGGCUCCGCUGGCUCUGACAAGGAGGAGCAGCAGUGUCGCCAGCUGAUGGCCGGUCUGGACAAGGUGACCAGUGAUCUGGACAAACAGGAGAAGGCCAUCUACUCUCGAGUACGCCCCCCGCUGGAGCAGACCAGGCCACUGCAGGACAGCGCUGACCGUCUGCAGGACGUCAAGGACAUUGCGGCCGUGGUUCGUAAGAUCGAGCCGGAGAAGUCGUCCAAGGUGAAGGAGGCUGAGAAGUUCCUGACAACUAACCCUAAAUGUGCCAGCGCCCCUCAGCUGAACGGCAAGGUGAACGAGGCCAACAACAAAUACGACAAGAUCAACCUGCUGCUCAAGUGCUCAGAGGACAAGCUUCAGAAUUCCAACCGCCUGGAGAACUCCCUUCAAAACGGGAAAUCUUUAUUGUCCAGCUACGAGAACAAGCUGGUCAGAGAGGAAGUCGCCCCCGCAGACAUCUCGUCUCUGGAGAAGACGCAGCGUCAACUGGCUGAUAUUUCAUCAGAGCUGAAGACCAAGAGGUCCGCGGUGACGGAGACGGAGGCUAACCUGCGUGCGGUCAAAGGCAGCUGUGACACCAUGGCAACCAAGGUGCAGGAGCACUGCCCCGACAUCGAGAGGCAGGAGGGCGAGGUCCGGAAACUGAACAAACGCUACGACAACCUCAACAGGCAGAUCGACGCCAGAACUCAGAGCCUGCAGAGGGCUAAGACGUCCUACAGCAGCUACCGCAGUGAUUACGACAACCUGAAUAACUGGCUGUCCCGCGUGCCAAACUAUGAGCCAACUGAGAAAGACAACCUCAGUCAGGUGGAAACCAAGCUGGAAAACCAGAAGGUAGGUGGUUGAUUUCUGAUUGUCCCA